Colletotrichum phormii is the source of this 5369-nucleotide messenger RNA. RefSeq lists its product as uncharacterized. The transcript has 7 exons. Lineage: Eukaryota; Fungi; Ascomycota; Sordariomycetes; Glomerellales; Glomerellaceae. The coding region runs from base 1 to 4971 and encodes 1656 amino acids. The record is from RefSeq and is a predicted model, not a curated record.
AUGUCUGAACCGAUCAAAAAGGCACCCGAGCCUCAGCAGAGGUACAAUCCUCUCAUUAGACCAGCUGAUAAGGCCUGGAAGACCACCCAUGAGCACUUCAAAGAUCUGCUCAGCUUGCCUACCACGCAGAUAGGGCAGGUCUUGGAGGAUUACUUCACAUCCCAUGAGCGGAAGCUUUUUAUGCCAGCUACGGAGCCUCGCAGUUUGAGAGACUGUCAAGAAGACAGCGCCCGGCGAUAUCAAAGCUUGAUGACCAACAGAUUCAAAGGAUGCCGCUCCUCACUGGCGACGAAGUUCACGAUGCUUUACUUCGGUCUGCCUGUCGAGCCAGUUUUAUCUGAGCUGACACGCUUUUCGAAACCAGACUUUGAUGUGGACGACUGGGAUGAACUACGUACUGUCGAGGUUCGCCCUCCCCUGCACUUCUUGACUGCCCACGACCAGAGGAAUUUUGGAUACGACUACAUGAGAGGAAAAGAGGACCAUUACAGCACCAUCCCUGUGGCAGCUUCCCAAAUGACAGGCGCCAUUGGCGAAGGGCUGAGCCUUCGCGGAGGGGGCGACGAUGACGAUGCCUCCAUGGUAGAUGCGGAAUAUUCGCCAAAUGAUGAUACCGUGACGAUGCCUUUGGCGGGAAUAUCAAACAGAGUCACCCCAGGAAGAGACCCUAACACGCCUGAGUCGAGGCGACGUCAGAAACAGUCUGAAAUGGCCUCCAAGACCGGGCAACCAUCCCCAGAGUCGGACAAAACACAUGGUUGGGUUCCUCUGUUUGGAUUCCAAGGCAGAGUCAUGUUCGACCCUGACGACAUGUCCACGUUCCAGGCAGCUGCCAGAAAGCUCCUUUCUCUGCGCCAACGGGAGCAAAGCGACAUUGUCCUCGUGGAAUUUGAUCUCGAGACGGCGGAAGUUGUGCAGCAGUUCGAUGACAACAUCCCACUCAACCCUGUCAGUGAUCUUGUGGAACAUCUGGGCCAGGCAACUAAGUCCGAGUCUAACUCGGCCUGGUUUGUGCUUCGCAGAGGCGAAGAGAUACCCUCUGAGUGGCAGCCUCCAAAGUCCUUCUUCUCAAGCACGCUCAUCAAGUUGACUCAUGUUGACGAUGACGGGAGGGAAAACCUCUCGUACUUUAAAGUGCCUGAUCGCAAACAAUUCUUUGGCUCCAUGCAGGAAGGCUAUAAAUAUCCUCCCACAAAAGUCUGGGGUUCCAACCAAUACAUGCCCUUCUUCACGACGGCACAAGAAGUGCUGGUGGGAAGGCCGGAUCGGCCAGGAGGAAACCACUGUGAUCUUGUCAUUUCACGUGAUGAUGACAACCCAGAGGGAUUCCCAUCACCGUGGUAUGGUGGUCUAGAAAUCCACCGCGAACUCUGGGACAUGAUGCAUCCCUACAUCAGCAAGGGCAAAGCAUUCAGAGUCAAGACACGCCCCCUGGCCGACGAUACCGUUGUUUUCUACCUGCCAGGAAACUUGAACGACGCCAGCACUAUCAAGAACCGAGGGUGCCUUCGACGGACAGGCUCCGGAGACCCAUAUCCCGAUGCCCUGCAAAAGGUCGGCCUAAUGACGAAGAGCGUCAGAAUGCUCAUGGAGACCUCUCACUACCUUAUUUGGCGCGGAAUCGACUAUUUCAACCCACUGGUCAGUUACCCUGCUGGUACCUACGCCCCAGUUCGAUGGAACCAUCGGGAUAGAGAUUCUUCGAAACAAGCCCAGAAGACGUUGUCAAAGCUCAUUUCCAGCUCUGUCGACGACGAGGACGAGCCCUGUCAGUUCUUCGUGAUACAGCCCGUAGACGGACCCGAGGAACCAUGUACCAUUGAGUCGGUUGACGGAGAAACGGGUCAGGCAACAUUCAACAUGAAGCCUCUCACUAUGAAAGCGUUGAAAUCCACAGUGGAAACUCUGUAUUCCGGAGACAAAAACAUCACAUAUGACGCCGAAAAGGACAGCGUUCUCAUAGAGCCCAUUUUUGACGAAGAGACAUUUGGAGGGAGUUGGAACCCGUCCAGCUUCGUUCUCCGGCCAGAUGCCACCGACUCCGAGGCAGCCAUGGCCCGGCGUUUCCUCCUAUCUCAGUUGGCGCGAGUAGACGUCUUGCAAGAUGGCGAGUUGGACUUUGUCCAAACACUAGCUGGAGCAACCGAGGCAAAUAACCACUGGGGUCCUCGGUAUGGCGAAGUGAUCCCCUUUCGGAAAGAGCUGUCCUUGCCGGCAAUUGUUCCUCCUGGCAAGCUCCGCCAUGUGGUCUUCCAGGAACCGAAGACGCCGGCUCCAGCUCCUCGGAAAUCAGCUUACCCUAUGCCAAGAGAGCCCGAUCAGACACCCCGUGAGCGAAGCUAUGUGCAGGAGCCAAGCAUCUUCGACAUGGGUGUCUGGAACCCCUCCUUCCCGAUCAACGCGCCGCCCGUAGAGGCCGUCCUGAGGACUGGGGCAGGUCGAGUCCCUAUGGUUACCAAGAACGUUCUUACGCCCAGUGAGCAGCGGGAGCUACAGGAUAAAGUCUGGAGUCUUUCCAAGGUGAAUCUGGCUCGGCUCGCCGCGUGUCCGUAUCAGGAAUGCCGCUUCACAUAUCGCCAAGAUGAAGACAAGACGCUCCUCACGCAUCUAGAGAAGACUCAUGUCGGAGAGAAGUGCCCGUGGUGUGACACCCAGCUCUUUAGGCACUGGUCUUAUAAGCAGAAAGAAGAACACUAUCGAAACUCCCACGCAGACCAGUUGCGAAAGGUGCUUCAGCUUCCCGAGACACCCAAGUCACGUUCACCUCAAACGAAGUUCAUCCCUCAAAGACCGCGCAAUAGUCCUUCGGGGGCUACGACAUCUCUUUCAACCUUCAGAAUCACCGGCCAAACCAGACCUCCAGUUGGCCCGUUGCCUCAGCCAGGACAGCCAGCCAAAGCCAGCGAUAGAGAGAAAGGCUAUCGAUACUGUGAUCGUUGCGGCCGUGACCACAAGGAACUCAAGAGCUAUGAGGACCGAAAGCAUCAUGAUCGUGUUUGCGUCCCCUUGGCUGAGGGAGCUGGGAGGUGUACAUUCUGCAAACUUUGCGGAGAUCGUGAGUGGAAGAAUGAGAAAGAUGCCAAAGAUCUUGCACCUUUCGACACGUAUCCGCACAAGUGCCACGGCACUCUUCACGAGAACAAACCGCAUUGCACCAAGUGCGGAUUCUCGAUGAAGAAGCUUUCAGACGAGAAAACCGACAAGCACCGCAAGUUCUGUGGAGGCUUCUAUGGUACCCUGGGUUGCUUCUGUCCGUACUGCCAGAAAUCCUUUGUAAACGAUGGAACACAGGAACCUGUUGAUGACAUCAGGAAACAUAUUACGGCUUGCCCUAAACAAGAAGGCGCCAAGCCAUCACCUUGGGACAUUUAUCCAGAGGCUCUUUGGAAGGAUGUUGACACGUCGGUCGACCCUCUCUUCGUAGGUGCUGAGAAGACCUCCGCGGCCUUACUCAGACAACAGCGUCGUCCUCGCGCUUCUAGUCGCUAUCUCAGCCACCCCCUCAUGUGGCAUGACAAGCCAGGACCAAUUCCUACGUCGGACCCACCUUCUGAGUGUCCUGCCCCCGGGUGUCGUGAACCUCUGUUCGGCCUGAUGCCGUCCGAAGUUCUGGGACACUUUGAAAAUAAGCAUCUUGGGGAGCCUCUGAAACAGUGUCCGCUCUGCCAUAUGUCGUUCAAGAGGCCCAAGGAAGAUUACGAAAAGCAACCGGAGCUUGGGGAGUGGGAGGACAGGAAAGAUCAGGUCUCACACAUGGAGUGCCACGUCUAUCAACUUUGGGACUGUGGCGCCAUGGUGGGCUUCAUGAACCAGCUCCAGUGGAACGAGCAUUUGAAGAAGGCGCACGCUAUCGAGCCCCUUGAGGCACAGGUGCCCGGGCGGAUUCUUAGCCCUCCGCCUACAGGUCCCAGGAGGCCCGAAGCCACCACUUUGGUGACCAGCCCUGGCCAAGGACCGAAGCCGCCAAAGGGCCCAAGGGGUCCGAAGGGGACAAGAAAAGACACUACUAAAGAUCCUAAGAAGCAGACUAAGGACCCCAAGAAGAUCAAGGAAACGCCAACGAACGUCGGCAGUACGUCCGCGGCUAAGUUUGUGCCGACUGCCGGAAUGUACUGUUCACGAUGCUUGCGUCCGGUUCCCAAGGCUAUCUUUCCAGGCGAACCUUCUAAACAAGAGCAGAUAGACGCACACUCGGAUCCGAGACGUAGCUGCCGAAUUCCAGCUAGACAAGGUCAAGUGGAAAUAGACCGUGAAGAUAACGGCAUACUGCCAAGCAAAGUCGGUUGGAUCUCGAAGAACGAUAUCAAAAAAGCGGGCGCUGUGGUCGAACUCAGACAAACCUUUGUCAGAGACAACCCGGACUUGAAGAGGACUAUAUUCCCCAAGGAUAACAUUUUUGUGUCCGGGAGGAAUUCGUGGAUUCGGGAUCCGAAUCAUCCCGGCAACCAAGAGAACUGGGGAUUGCGUUACCGGCCUGGGAAUGACGAUGACAGCGAUGAGAGCGAGGACGACGGCUUGCGGAGUUACGUACCAGGAAAUGAGGAAGAAGAGGAGGAUGAGGAUGAGUUGAAUACGGCCGUCAAUGAGCAUGAUGAAGAGGACGAAGGGGAUGAGCAAAGAGCUGAGAAAGAUAGAGAAGGCAACGAGGAUGAUGAUGAGGAGCAGGACAAUGGCGAAGGCGGCUCAGGGAACCGGACUAAACAGAAGCGCAAGCCGUAUCGUGGAUCUCUCACCCACGACCCGACAUACCGAGACCGUGGGGAAGAGGACGAUCUGAGCCAGGCUAGCGACACGGAGCUGGUGCCGGAGAGCGGAGAUGAUGGAGCUGAUGCUUCUGGUGGAUCUUCCGGUGGGAAGCGGAAGCGCGAGACCGGGGAGUCAUCAGCACAGGGCAGUAAGGGGGGCAAGGACAAGACACAGGAGAGGCAUCGUAAGAAGGCCAAGGUGAGCGCGAGUGCUCAGGGGCGUUGAGUGGUGAAGUAAGUGUGAGUGACUGCUGUGAUAUAGAGAUCUUAUAGUAGACAGUUAUAACCCAAUCAGAGCUUCUUUGGUUGAGCUCUGGGGUGAGUUGAACCAUCGGAGAAUAGCUUCAUUCGCAGAAUGGUUUUGGUGGCUCCCUUGAGUGACGUUCUUGAGAUGAACGAUGAUCCACUCAACAACGCAACUACCUCACUGACAAUUGGCUUAUCCGUGAUUGGUCUACUUAACAAGAAGCCCGGGUGACUGGGUCGUCGCCGAUGGCCUGGGACGUAUGCAGAGGUUCAAUUAGAGUUGCGGGGAAGCAAGUGUCGGAGUAUUGUGUGUCUGUACUCCGUACACGUGCGGAAUUCACGAAGCAGAUAGUCGUAACGAGAGAGCUGCUUCACGAC